This is a messenger RNA of Cucumis sativus (cucumber), 1179 nucleotides long. Its product is annotated as peroxidase P7. Gene Ontology annotation, molecular function: peroxidase activity; heme binding. The transcript is spliced from 3 exons. The record is from RefSeq and is a predicted model, not a curated record. The coding region runs from base 59 to 1021 and encodes 320 amino acids. Lineage: Eukaryota; Viridiplantae; Streptophyta; Magnoliopsida; Cucurbitales; Cucurbitaceae. Gene Ontology annotation, biological process: hydrogen peroxide catabolic process; response to oxidative stress.
UAAAUAUUAUUGUUGCAAACUGCAAGAAUUAAAAGCCAAGAAUAUAAUAUCUGAUCAGAUGGCAUCCAUUAUCCACUCUCUUUUGCUUUGUUUUAUUGUUUUAUCAGCUUCCCUAAGCCAUACCCAUGCACAACUAACUCCAAACUUUUACAACAACGUCUGCCCAAGGGCCUUGUCCACCAUUAAAUCCGUCGUUUCGAAGGCCAUCAGGCGCGAGCCUCGAAUGGGUGCUUCGCUAUUACGUCUCCAUUUUCACGAUUGUUUUGUCAACGGUUGUGAUGGAUCGGUCUUGUUGGAUGAUACUGCCACCUUCACCGGAGAAAAGACUGCAUUUCCUAAUGCUAACUCGAUUAGAGGAUUUGAUGUUGUGGAUCAAAUUAAGACACAAGUGAAUAAAGUUUGUAAAGAAAAUGUCGUGUCUUGUGCUGACAUCUUAGCUGUUGCUGCUCGUGACUCCGUUGCUAUUCUAGGAGGGCCAAACUACAAGGUACUAGUAGGAAGAAGAGACGCGAGAACAGCGAGUGCAAACGAUGCCAACAGAAAUCUCCCUCCACCAUUUUUCAGCUUCAGUCAACUUCUUUCCAACUUCCAAUCUCAUGGCCUUGAACUCAAGGACCUCGUCCUAUUGUCAGCUGGCCACACUCUAGGGCUAGCUCGGUGCACUAGUUUUCGAAGUAGGAUAUACAAUGACACGAACAUUGAUUCAAAAUUUGCAACAACGUUGCAAAAGAACUGCCCACAGAGUGGUGGGGAUGACAACUUGAAAGGUCUUGACAAGAGUCCAAACUUCUUUGACAAUGCCUACUUCAAGGCUUUGUUGACAAACAAGGGACUUCUUCAUUCUGACCAAGAACUGUUUGGCGGUGGCAACAACGAUAGCGAUGAUUUGGUGAAGUAUUAUAGUAGAUAUCCAAAUGACUUUAAAAAGGACUUUGGUUCUUCUAUGAUUAAGAUGGGGAAUAUGAAUCCACUUACAGGAACUAAUGGAGAAAUCAGAACUAACUGUAGGUUUGUUAAUUAAUUGAUGAUGGUUUGUGUGUCUUUGGAUUUGGAUUUGGAUUUGAGUUCGGUUUGAAUUUGGAUUUGAUUUAUGUUGUGUGAGAUUUGAGUGUCAAAAUUGUAUAAAUUAAGUUUGUUAACGCUUAUUUUCUCCAUUAAAAUGUCAUUUCCAUUGCUCUA